Messenger RNA from Haliotis rubra (blacklip abalone), 603 nucleotides. RefSeq names its product ribosome-binding protein 1-like. The coding region runs from base 1 to 603 and encodes 200 amino acids. NCBI's taxonomy places the organism in Eukaryota, Metazoa, Mollusca, Gastropoda, Lepetellida, Haliotidae. The transcript has a single exon. The record is from RefSeq and is a predicted model, not a curated record.
AUGGACAUGCUGGGGACCAACACAGGAUGUUGCAGGGUGCUGAGGACAAACAGAGGAUUUUGCAGGGUGCUGGGGUCCAGGACAGGUGUUGCAGGGUGCUGGGGACCAACACAGGAUGUUGCAGGAUGCUGGGGACCAACACAGGGUGUUGCAGGUGACUGGGGACCAAUAAAGGGUGUUGCAGGGUGCUGGGGUCUAACACAGGGUGUUGCAGGUUGCAGGGGACCAACAAAUGGUGUUGCACGAUGCUGGGGACAACACAGGAUGUUGCAGGGUGCUGGGAACCAACGCAGGAUGUUGCACGAUGCUGGGGACCAACGCAGGGUGUUGCAGAGUGCUGGGGACCAACACAGGGUGUUGCAGGGUGCUGGGGACCAACACAGGAUGUUGAAGGGUGCUGAGAACCAACACAGAUUGUUGCAGGGUGCUGGGAACCAACACAGGAUGUUGCAGGGUGCUGGGGAUCAACACAGGAUGUUGCAGGGUGCUGGGGACAAGCACAUGAUGUUGCAGGGUGCUGGGGACCAACAUAGGAUGUUGCAGGGUGCUGGGGACGAGCACAGAAAGUUGCAGGGUGCUGGGGAUCAACACAGCGUGUUGUAG